AACAACUCCACAGCAUUAAUUACAGAAACACCCAAAAAAAAAAAAAACAGAACAAGUUAUUAUUAAAAUGAAAGCAAACUCAAGAAAUGGAGGUUUGUUUGCAAUGAUGGUUCUGGUUCUUGUUGUUUAUUGCUUCUUCGAGAAUAUGGCCAGGAUCUCGGUCGAGGUUUCGCCUUAUGAACCAGUUGGAAGUUAUCUACCUGGAAGUUUAUUUGCUCUCUACAACAAAGACAAGAUGCUAAAACCGUUCCCAUCUCAUAACGAGUAUCUCAAAAGAUUCAAUCUAGCCUCAGUGGAUGUUUGGCAAACAGUGAGAAGUAACUGUAGAGAUGGUUUCAUCACUUUGAGCAUAAAAUCAAUGCAUUUCUUCGUCUCAAAGCUUAUGCAAUUCAGAUAUUCAGUAUCAACAGCAAUUCCAACGACUCGCUCGUGGACUUCUCGGAUUAUCUUCUGGGUAACACUAACUCGAUCAGUUUCGUCCAUGGCCAACGACACAGCUCUAUGAUAUUUUUUUCAUCUUGAUAGAUAAAGUGUGGUUUGGUGAUAUGUAUGUGAGCAGUGGCCAGUGAGCCUGAAGGCUGUAACAGUGAGGUGACAUUAGAAAAUGCUUGGAACUAUAGAGGAAGACAUAUACUUGGUAGAAUAGUAUUUUGUCAAUCAGAUGCAAACUUGCAAAAAUAAAAAUAAAAUUAACAAUAUAUAUUAUUGGAAAUUAAGAGUACUUCAGUUGGAUAAGCUUUUCGAUGGAUUUAUGCCAAUUAAUUGUGGACUAGGAGAAGAGAAAACUGCCCAGAAAUAAUAUGGUAUAAGUUGAAUACUAUUAAUAUGUGUAUCCUAUUUCUAUCUAGAUAUAUUUAAAAGGUGCAUGAGGGCUUGUGUGGAAAUAUAUAUCAAUCUUCGAAUCAGUUGGAUUUACAAAUAGUGGAAGUAAUUUUGUGGUUGUAUAUAAAAUGAUUUUGGUUCCGAAAU
Molecule: messenger RNA, 969 nt
Organism: Camelina sativa (false flax)
Lineage: Eukaryota; Viridiplantae; Streptophyta; Magnoliopsida; Brassicales; Brassicaceae
Source: RefSeq, a predicted model, not a curated record